AUGACAUCAGGAGUUAAUACGGCUACAGAAGUAGCGAGUUCAGAGGUGCCACAAGUCAGUAUGGUAGGAGAUGCAACAAGUAAUACUGUUGCAAGCAAUGCGCAAGAGACAAAUCAAUUCCAGUUGCAAAAUGCUACAUUUCCACAACAAGUUUUACCAAUGCAACAUCAACAAGGAUUAGCAGUGGUUCUACGGCAACUGAGUGGACAAGAAGAUGUGCCUAGACUAACAUACAUACCACAGGGAACAACAGAAGUAGGUGUUCAAGGAACUAUGAGUGUAACAAUUAAUAAAGGCCCUGUUGGUACGGGAAUCAAUCAAGGUGCUGUUGGUGAAAAUGCAAGGCAGGCUGGUCAACAAAUACAAGCGACUAAUGACCGCCCCUUUAUAUUAUAUCAGAACCGAGUACCAGGAAAUAAUACUGCAGCUGCAAAUUUGGAUAAUCCACACAUACCUCAAGGCUCUGGUGUUGUGGUUGCUGAUCCGCAAAUUGUUCUACCUCAUCACACAUUGGAAGAGAAUAGAGAGGAACAACAGUGGAUGGAAUACGAAGCUGAUUAG
Molecule: messenger RNA, 561 nt
Organism: Oldenlandia corymbosa var. corymbosa
Lineage: Eukaryota; Viridiplantae; Streptophyta; Magnoliopsida; Gentianales; Rubiaceae
Source: the annotation of a GenBank genome assembly